AUGGGCCAUAAAAUCAACUCUCUAGAGUGUGUUGACAUUGGUGUUCUAAGACAAGGUUCUCAACUCAAUAGAGAUCAGAAAAUUUUUCUGGAAAGAGGCAUUACUGAAGAUGAGAUUUUAGUUGCCCUCAAGGGGAUUGAUGAUAGUUCAGCUCCAGGACUUGAUGGUUAUAGUGCCAAAUUUUUCAAAACUAGUUGGAAUACAAUCAAAAUUGAAGUGAUUGCUGCCAUACAUGAGUAUUUUGACAAAGGUAAAAUGUACAAGGCUUUCAAUUGUUCUUUAGUCUCUCUUGUUCCUAAAAGUGCCUCUGCUAAGUCUAUUAGAGAAUUUAGACCUAUAUCUGUUGACCUACAAAAAGCCUAUGACAUGAUUGAUUGGCAGGCUUUGGAAUGCAUCAUGGAUGAACUGGGUAUACCUCAUAAAUUCCUCAAGUGGAUAAUGCAAAGUUUGACUAGUGUGUCUUAUAGAUUUAACAUUAAUGGAAGCCACUCUAAGAUGCUUAUUGCUAGAAGAGGUAUAAGGUUAGGGGAUCCCAUCUCCCCUUACCUUUUUGCUAUGCUUAUGGAAUAUUUGCAAAGAAGCCUUCAUCAGAUGCAAUUAAGUCCCAGAUUUAAACAUCAUGCAAAGUGUAAGAAGUUGCAGCUCACCAACCUGAUGUUUGCAGAUGAUGUGCUACUCUUGGCUAAAGGGGAUGUCACCUCAGUUGAUCUCUUAUUGUCUACCUUUUACAAAUUCCUUAACUUCACAGGGAUGCAGAUAAAUAAAGGCAAAAGCAAAAUAUUCUUUAGGGCUGUUACACAGAAGAUGAAGAAUAGCCUUCUUACCCUAUCUGGAUUCCAAGAAGGAACUAUGCCAUUCAAGUAUCUAGGUGUACCUAUUACUAGUAAGAAGCUAUCCAUUCAUCAUUAUAUGGGUUUGAUUGAUAAAAUUAUUUGCAGAACUCAUAUAUGGACCUCAAAGCUGUUGACUUAUGCGGGUAGAUUACAACUAAUCAAAAGUAUAUCCUUUGCCAUAGUCAAUUAUUGGAUGCUUUGUUUUCCUCUACCUAAAGCUGUACUUGCCAAGAUUGAUGCUAUUUGUCGAUCCUUUCUUUGGACAUGUAAAGAUCAACUUAGUCGUAAAAGUCUUGUUGCUUGGUCAACAGUUUGUCAGCCUGUGAAUAAAGGAGGCCUUGGGGUGAUCAACAUUAACAUCUGGAACAAAUGUGCUAUGCUGAAGUUAUUGUGGAACAUAUGUAACAAGCCGAAUAACCUAUGGGUUAAGUGGAUCCACGCUUAUUAUCUGAAACAAUAA
This is a messenger RNA of Vicia villosa (hairy vetch), 1293 nucleotides long. RefSeq lists its product as uncharacterized. The record is from RefSeq and is a predicted model, not a curated record. Lineage: Eukaryota; Viridiplantae; Streptophyta; Magnoliopsida; Fabales; Fabaceae. The transcript is spliced from 2 exons. Bases 1 to 1293 code for a protein of 430 amino acids.